CUCCAUUUCCCAGGUGGCAUUGCGGGAGCUCCGUUUCUAGGUGUCUAGCAAAAGCUUUCAGCCCAGACAGCUGGCGGCGGCAACUGGAGCGCUAUUUUAUAACAUUAUUCGCUGCCGGUUGUUCAUAAUUAUUAGUCACUAAGCUGAAAACAGUGGGAAAAAUAACUCUGACCUCUGCUCAGAGAUAUGAGCGGCAGCGGGCGGCCCAGGACCAGCUCGUUUGCUGAGCCGCCAGGUGUUCCAGGAGCCCUUGCAGCCUCCGCCGGAUCAGCCGCUGCCGUGGGGAGCAGCACAGGAAAGUCCGGGGUCCCGCAGGCCUCCGGCAGCAGCUCGUCGGGAUGCUCGAACCUUAAGCUUUCCAGAGACAUUGGGAAGGUGACGACGGUCGUAGCGACGCCGGGUCAGGGUCCAGACCGCCCACAGGAAGUGUCCUACACCGACAUCAAGGUUAUUGGGAAUGGAUCAUUUGGCGUCGUGUACCAGGCCCGGCUCAUCGACAGCCAGGAGAUGGUGGCCAUUAAGAAAGUUCUGCAGGAUAAGAGGUUCAAGAACCGGGAGUUGCAGAUCAUGAGGAAGCUGGAUCACUGCAACAUCGUCCGUCUGCGAUAUUUCUUCUACUCCAGCGGCGAGAAGAAAGACGAGGUUUACCUCAACCUAGUGCUGGAUUUUGUCCCUGAGACGGUCUACCGGGUCGCCCGGCACUUCAACAAAACCAAGAGCAUCAUUCCCAUCAUUUAUGUGAAGGUCUACAUGUACCAGUUGUUUCGCAGCCUGGCCUACAUCCAUUCGCAGGGCGUUUGCCAUCGAGACAUCAAGCCGCAGAACCUCCUGGUCGACCCGGAAACCGCCGUCCUCAAGCUGUGCGACUUCGGCAGUGCCAAGCAGCUGAUUCGCGGCGAGCCCAACGUGUCGUACAUCUGCUCGCGGUAUUACCGCGCCCCGGAGCUCAUCUUCGGCGCCACCGACUACACGGCGAACAUCGACAUCUGGUCGGCCGGCUGCGUGCUGGCGGAGCUGCUGCUGGGUCAGCCCAUAUUCCCCGGGGACAGCGGCGUCGACCAGCUGGUGGAGAUCAUCAAGGUGCUGGGAACGCCAACGAGGGAACAGAUACGAGAGAUGAACCCAAACUACACGGAGUUCAAGUUCCCACAGAUCAAAGCUCAUCCAUGGACCAAGGUGUUUAAACCUCGCACCUCUCCGGAGGCCAUCACCCUCUGCUCCCGGCUGCUGGAGUACACGCCGGCGUCGCGCCUCUCCCCGUUGGAGGCCUGCGCCCACGCCUUCUUCGACGAGCUGCGCCAGCCGAACGCGCGGCUGCCCAGCGGACGCGAGCUGCCCUUGCUCUUCAACUUCAGCACCACAGAGCUCUCGAUCCAGCCUCAGCUGAACUCGAUCCUCAUCCCUCCUCACGCUCGCUCGCACACGGCUGCUUCUGUCCACGAUGGUCCCGGUUCAGAUUCAUCUCACCACAGUUUGCUUCCUGGACCCGUGAACAGCAUGUGAAGGGCGAACCGACGACUACCUGCAGGCCUCUCUUUCUCAGACACACACACACACACACACACACACACACACAAGCUCUCUCUCUCUGCUGCUUUCUGUCCUCUCUAUAAUCCGUCUCUGUACAGUAAAUCUGUUAAGACUGUUAGCUCUUUAGCUGCCGGGAUGGAAACGGCAGGAGGUUGUUGUAGACGCGCACACACACACACACACGCGCACACACACACGCACACACACACACCUGGUGUGGUGGAACGAGGAGGUUUGAUAGUGGGGGCUGGUCCUCUGAAAAGAACGUUUUUAAUCCACGUUUUGUUUUUAUUUAUUUACCAUGUGGUCAAACGUUGAUAUUAUUUUUAAAAUCAGAUUUUUUUUUUUAUUCUUGCGUGUUUUUAGAACCGCGAUGUUUGGAAAAUCCAACCCAGAGUUUUGGUGUAAAUGAAAACCUCCUGACUAGCAUCAGUUUGGCAGGCGGCGGCGGCGGCAGCAGCCACAGAGAUCCACUUUAGUCUCGUUUCUCACCUCUUACUUUUGAUUUUAGUUUUAAUUUAGGAUGAAGUGAAUUUGUUGAGACGUUAGCAUUUAUAGCAACAUGCAGUUGAGAUUUCUGUGUGGUUUGCUGAACAACGGAGAAACACCAGACCAUUGUUCAAUCUGAAACGCUUUGCAAAAUGACUUCCAGCGACGCCUUUGGCUGUUUCUGACUAAUUUCGUCUUUAAACGCAUCGGAUUUGUCUUGAUUUGGAAUGUUCUGUCUGAGCGUGCAAAGACCGAACAGCCUGUGUUUUUUAUUUGAUUCUUUUUUGUUUGUUUUUGUUUUUGCUGAAAAUGGAGUAGGAUGUAGAAAUGAAAUGGUCUGGAUAUGAACCCUGCUGAAUGCCGCUCCGCAUCUCGGGUUGUUUAAAUGCCAGGAGAAAGACGGGACUGGUCUGCUGGAGACUUUGCUUUAAAAUCACAGGUUAACAGAGUUUUACAUUAAUUCAGCCUUAAAUACAUGGAAAAAAUACGAGGGAGCAUUAGGGCCUCGCUAAGAAAAUAAAAAAUCAAACAAGAAUAAAUUCAAAUUCAAAAAUACUUUAUUGAUCCCAGAGAGAAAUUAAAUGUCAUAAUAUUACUAUUUUAUUCUUGUAUGACUUGAUUCUCACACAAGUUUAUGAAUUCAUUCUCAUUUUGACUUUAUCUUGUAAUUUUAUUUAUUUUUUCUGAGUAUGACCCUAAAACUCUGUCAUUAAAUAAAAGCUAAAAUUGAGCUAACUCCUGCCAGUGUGAAAACCUAAACACUGGAUAUUGUUAUUAUUAGUGUUAUUAUUAUUAUCAGUUGGCAUCUGUUGGCAAGUUUAACAACUUUACAACACUAAAAUACUUAUAUUAACGUUAAAACUUUCAAGCACUUCUGAUUGGAAACGACUGGCCAUUCUUGCAUUGCUCCGGUGUGGAGUGCGCAGCGCAGUUUCUCAGUUCUGUUCCUCUGCUGUGGCAGCUCAUUAGUGCCCUCCUGUGGUUGAAAGUGGUAGCUGCUUGUGACUGCCCACCCUGCCGGAUGAAGGAUUAACUUUGCGGUUUCUGUAGAAACCUGAGACGUUUGACGUCCUCUCGUCCAUCCGUUUUCUUUUUGAGCCUCCGAAAUGUUUUUAGUUUUUGCGUCCAUCAUCAGUUCAGGGUUUUCAUUUGCAUCUCUUGGUUUAUUUGCUUUUAAAAGCGAGCUGCAGCCCCUCAAAAUCGAGCAGCUUUAAGAUUGCGAUUUUACUGCGUAUCUGACAGAAUUAAUAAAAGCUUUUAGGGAGAAAAACAAAUGUAGAAAUCCAGCGAAUGUAAAUCCUUGUGUUUUGUGUCUGAGAUUCUUACUGCGGUCCGAACUGUACGGUACCGGUGUUAGUCAGCAGAGCAGAACACGUGAAAGUUCGUAGCGUAGCGUGUUUGAACCAUACGGGCCGCCUGGUGUUUCGCGUCGCUGCCAGCCGGUUUCUAACCGGUAACCUCCGGGUCUGAUGAGGUCACUGCCGCCCACAUCCUGCUUCCUUCCCUGCCCAGCGUCCGCUCCGCGCCGCCCUUCGUCCCUGCAGGGGGCGCCACCGUUCACGCUCAGAGCUGUCCAGAUCACUGCGGCAAUGAAAAAGCGUGAAAUGAAAACGGAUAAAAUGAAUAAAACCCCUGCAGGGAGGAAAUCAGGCGUGUAGCGCCGAUUUUUCUCCCCCAGAAGCCAUUUAUUUCCUUAUUGCACAUGUAAAUAUCACUGAUUUUAUUUCUUUUUAUUGCAGACAGAGUUGGUUAUAUUUGACCUCCCUCAUUCUGUCGACGUCUUAGUUUGUAAAUAGUUUUUUUUUUCCUCCACGAUUCAAAAUGUAAAUACUGCAAAAAGCAUAAAACAACCACUCAUCAUGUUUGCAGAAGAUGUUUUUCUCUCUUUCUGUCGUUUUGUAAAAACUGUGAAGAAUCCCGUCUGUUCUCCUUCUGCCAGUCCGAUCCGGGUUUGGUCCGGUCCUGUCUGGUUCUGAUCCAAAAUAUCGUCUUCCUCUAACCGAAUGAGACUGAAUGUAGUCAGUUGGGGUCUAAUAGGUCAAACAGAUUUAUUAAAAUAGUUUCCUUUUUAAAUUUUUUAAAAACUGCAUCCUUUUUAAAAAAAUUUAUUUUCCAAACAUUUUGAGAAUUUUCUGCCAUUUUUUUCGUCUCCAAAACGAUGAAAUUUGUAUUUUGGGGUUUUUAUUUAAAUGUUCUGGACAUCAUGACACAACACAGCGCUGGAAAAAAAAUCCAAGUGGAAUUAUUCUAGAUAAAAAUUAAGAUUAUUCUUCUUAUUUGUUCUACUUUUUUUUUUUUUACUUCCCUAAAUAAGUGAUGAUGUUUCGGUAUCUGAACUGAACCUGUUUUAAGAAUCAUGAGUCCAUUUUAAAGUUUUUAAUUUUUCUUUUUCAAUAAUUGAGAUUUGAAUACUUUAUAUAAUUAUGAAUAAAGUUGGGAAGCUAGAAUGUAAAUGAUUUUUUUUUUCUUUUAAGUGUGUAAUUAAUGUCAGAAAUGUUAUAUUUUUCAUAGAGAUUUGCCACAUUUUUGUUCUUUUAUUUAAAAUAACCUUAAUACUCUGUCAUGCCUUUGACACACUGAUGACUUUAUUUACAUGUGAAGUUAAUUACAUAUUUCAAAAAGGACCAAACAUUCACAGAAAUGUAAACGUAUGCAGGUUUGCAUCAAGGUGAAAAAGUUAUGCUAUCAUAUUACUUAAUUACUUGUUUAUACAGUUUGAUGUAAUCUCUUUAAAUUCUUUAUUUUGUUAGAAUUAUGCAGUGGGAACUUUCAGUUGGAUUUUCAGGCUGAAUUUCGAGACGUUUUCACCCAGAAUUCUCGUUAUUUAGUCUCCAGCCUGUAGGUGGCGCCGUUCAGACAUGAAGUGGUUAGUUGGUGAUAUUUUGGACCAGAACCUUGCGCCGCCGUCUCUGACUGCAAUAUUAAAAUACUGCGCAGUAUUUUACAGAAAUGUUUCACAUUACCUCAAAUCUUUUAUUAAUCCGAUGUGUUGCUCGUUGUUUUUUUCUUUUUCCUGUGAUAAGCUGUUGAUGUUGGUUCUGACCCGGUGGACCGUUCAAAGUGGCGAAGGCUGAAGGAGAGAAAAACACAAAGCUGUCCGUCUCCGUUAUCUGUGUGUACGAUAUCGACUCAUUUGCUGUAAUAAAGUGGUGAAACUGUG
Messenger RNA from Poecilia reticulata (guppy), 5179 nucleotides. RefSeq names its product glycogen synthase kinase 3 alpha a (gene gsk3aa). Gene Ontology annotation, cellular component: nucleus; cytoplasm; axon. Lineage: Eukaryota; Metazoa; Chordata; Actinopteri; Cyprinodontiformes; Poeciliidae. Gene Ontology annotation, biological process: insulin receptor signaling pathway; negative regulation of canonical Wnt signaling pathway; regulation of neuron projection development. Gene Ontology annotation, molecular function: ATP binding; protein serine/threonine kinase activity. The record is from RefSeq and is a predicted model, not a curated record.